Vigna unguiculata (cowpea) is the source of this 1779-nucleotide messenger RNA. RefSeq names its product Calcium-dependent lipid-binding (CaLB domain) family protein. The record is from RefSeq and is a predicted model, not a curated record. NCBI's taxonomy places the organism in Eukaryota, Viridiplantae, Streptophyta, Magnoliopsida, Fabales, Fabaceae.
CUUUUUGCUCAUUCACAAAUCACACCAACACAACACACAAAUAAUAUAUUAACACACUUCCCAAACCAAACCACCUCACACACACACACACACACUUAUCCAUUGGUAAGUUCCAACAUCAUUCAUGUCUUUCUUUCUUUUGUUUUCUGCUUUUGACUCCCCCAAAGGGAUACAUCCUUUUCCUUUUUCUUUAGUGUGAGUUGGAUCAGUGAGCCAAAUGCCAAACACACUUCACUUGGCUUUGAGAUCGGGAUCCUUCUCCUAUGAUUCUUUCUUUUGUUUAAUGGGGAUUUACUGAGGAAUUCACCCUUCAUUCCUCGCUUGCUUUUUCUCAUUCGGUUCAAUGAUCUGUUACUGUUAGUUUUUGUUGUCGGUACUUCUCCUCUCUGCUCUCAAAAUGCUUUUAUUAUUACUACAGCAAAUUUGGAAUAUUUAGAUACUUGAAAAAACUCAACUUUUGAUAUGGGUAGGUAAGAAAAGUAUCUUUCUUCCAGAAAAAGGAAGUAAAGUAACUAUUUUUCUAUCCACAAAGCUCCCUUCUUCAACUUGGUUUAUUCUAUUCUUCUGUUAGGUUCAUUUCUCAUUAUGCUUACGUUGGAUUUCUUUUCCUGGUAAUUUUGCUGCAAAAAACUUACUAACAGAAAGGAAAAAGAAAAAUCAGACUUCCAUUUUUUUAACUUUUCCUUCUAUCUUUUUCCUUUUUGCUAUUUGGGUUAAAAGAAAAAAGAGACUAACAUGUUUCUAUUUUUGUCUUGGGGUUGAUAAGUUGCAAUUCUUUGUAAAAGGGAAGUAUUUUCCACCAUUUUCUGGUUUUUGUUUCCUAAAUGAAUGGUGAGUAUUGAAACUGCAUACUUUGUACUUUGGUUUAGACCUUGUCUGAUUACUGUUUCAACCUGUUUGCAGGAGUAUAAAUGAUGAGUGCACAAUUGGGGCUGCUAAAAGUCAUUGUUGUGCAAGGAAAAAGGUUGGUGAUCCGUGAUUUCAAGACCAGUGAUCCUUAUGUUGUGCUGAAACUAGGGAACCAGACUGCAAAGACCCAGGUAAUUAACAGCUGCUUGAAUCCUGUUUGGAAUGAAGAGCUUAAUUUCACUCUUACAGAACCCUUGGGAGUUCUGAAUUUGGAAGUGUUUGAUAAAGAUCUGUUGAAGGCUGAUGACAAAAUGGGAAAUGCUUUCCUCAACCUUCAACCAUUAGUGUCUGCAGCCAGAUUAAGAGACAUCUUACGAGUGUCCUCUGGUGAGACAACCUUAAGGAAGGUCAUACCUGAUACUGAAAACUGUCUUGUCCGUGAAAGCAGUAUCAAUUGUGUUAAUGGUGAGGUUGUGCAGAAUGUUUGGUUAAGGCUUCGUGGAGUAGAGUCUGGGGAACUAGAAUUGAUCAUCAAGCUGGCCACACCUAUUACUCCUAAAACAUAGUGCAGAAAUUGCAAUUGUUCCAAGUGAAAAUCUCUAACCAGAUCACAAUUGUAACAUUUUGUGUGUAGCUGAGUCUUGCUUUUGAUUAACUUCUGCAUAGAUGAAUUUCUACCCAAAAAUGAAAAAAAAGAUGUCAUUGAUAGAUAAAAGCCUCUAGAAGCUGCAUUUUCAAAUCAACAUGUGGUGAUUUAUGGCUUCUGCUUUAUGGUGUGCUAAGUUUGUUACCAUGUAUUACAUACCCUCCCCCCAAAAGUAGAAACUAGCCCUUAUUUUAGCAAUGAUCAUUCAUUGGGCAUUCCGUGAGUUUUGAUGUUAUUGUAUUGAUUUUCAGUGAAGUUAAGAAAAGAGAAGUUGGUUCUGCUUA